Penicillium angulare is the source of this 1434-nucleotide messenger RNA. RefSeq names its product UDP-N-acetylmuramate--L-alanine ligase. Bases 1 to 1434 code for a protein of 477 amino acids. The transcript has a single exon. Lineage: Eukaryota; Fungi; Ascomycota; Eurotiomycetes; Eurotiales; Aspergillaceae. The record is from RefSeq and is a predicted model, not a curated record. Gene Ontology annotation, molecular function: ATP binding; UDP-N-acetylmuramate-L-alanine ligase activity. Gene Ontology annotation, biological process: biosynthetic process.
AUGCUCUCGUUCCCUCCAUCAAUAGGUCUGAUCCAUUUUGUCGGAAUUGGUGGCCAUGGCGUAUCUGCACUUGCCCUGAUCCUUCAUCAGAUGGGCUAUACCGUACAAGGAAGCGAUGCUAAAAAGAGCGAAAACACCGCGAGACUAGAAGCUGCAGGCGUGAAAGUAUUCCUGGGCCAUGAUACCUCAUACGUGGAGUCUGCGAAGCUAGUCGUCGCCUCAGCUGCAGCUCUGAAAGUUAAAUUCCGACCUACAGAUAACAUUGAAGUUGAAGCUGCAAGGGAGAAAGGUAUUCCGGUGAUACAUCGUGCUGAGAUGUUAGCGGAGUUGAUGCGGAAUAAGAAAUCGAUUGCUGUUGCUGGUAGCCAUGGGAAAAGCACCACGACUAGCAUGAUUGGCGGGGUACUGGAAGCCGGUGGACUGGGUCCUACAGUGAUUACAGGUGCGACCAUGAACCUUUACGGGUCAAAUGCACAUCUUGGAUCGGGAGAUUGGGUAGUCGCUGAAUCAGAUGAGAGCGAUGGAUCCUUUUCGUGUCUGCCGCAUCUGAUCACGGUCGUCACCAAUAUUGAUAGCGACCAUAUCAUCUACUGGAAGAAUGAAAUGAAUACCAGAAUGGCAUUCACGCAGUUUGUGCGCAAUGUUCCAUUCUACGGACUGGGGAUUAUGUGUAUUGACGACCCUGGUGUUCGUCAAAUUCUACCAUUGAUCCGAGAUCGGCCUAUUCUCACCUACGGCGUUUCAGACGAUGCAGACUUCCGCGCAGAGGAGAUCAAGUAUUUACCCGAUGAAUGUACCUAUACCGUCUCGAUGCCAGAUCCAGAAAGCAAGUCUCGGAAGAUAGUAUUUGGACCUGUCUCAGUGAAGGCUCUUGGAUUACAAAAUGUUCGGAAUUCCCUCGCAGCGAUUGUAAUCGCCACCGAACUGGGAAUUGGAAUAGGAAACAUGAACCAAUCACUGAGUUCAUUUCCUGGUGUGGCUCAUCGAUUCCAGCACGUUGGUACAGCGAACGGAAUCAAGGUUAUCGACGAUCACAGCGCCCAUCCAGCUGAAAUCCAAGCGACAAUCCAAAUGGCCAAGCAGAUCUGUACGCAAAAGAUUAUCGCAGUUAAUCAGCCAAGCGGACGACCUGGGAUUGUGAAAGGGUGGCUUAAAGAAUAUCCUAUUGCCUUUGAAGGGGCGCAUCAUAUUAUUAUUGGACAGGGUGAGGGAGGUGAUUCGUUGUCGGCUGCUGAAGCUCGAGAAAUGCUGGUUGAGUGUCUGCAGAACAAUGGGCGUCAAGAUACUAUUUCCAUGCCUGAUUCAGCUCAGUUACCGAGUUUGAUAUCAAAGAUAGCUACAGAUGGUGACAUUGUUCUGUGCAUGGGCUAUCUCGGCUCUGAUCGUUGGGCGGAGGAACUGGUGGGACAAUUGGGAGGGAACAAAUCUACAUAG